Molecule: messenger RNA, 2490 nt
Organism: Plutella xylostella (diamondback moth)
Lineage: Eukaryota; Metazoa; Arthropoda; Insecta; Lepidoptera; Plutellidae
Product: bicaudal D-related protein homolog
Source: RefSeq, a predicted model, not a curated record
CCUGCCUGCACCCGGCUCUGUUGUUGUCGGGCCGUCGUCGAGGCAACCACAUCGCGCGCGACCGUAUUAGUGAAGUUCUGUGAUUCCGUGCACCAAUGAAUGUGAUACAGUGAUAGUGAACAACAUUGCGAUGGCACUGAACAAGGAUUUUGACGUGCAAAACAUUAUCAAGAGCGUCAAGCUACCAAAAACCUCCAAGUUUCAGCUGGCCAUCGAGCGCAUAUUCAAAAGGAGCCAGUACACCAAAAUAGUGCAGAGUUGAACUGUAGCAUAGACUAGUUAGAUUAAAUGGCCGGUGAAGUUAAUACAAAUAGUAGAAGUAGACACAACAAACCGGAUUUCAAGCCAGAGCCACCAGAUAGCAAAACCCCUCAAUUCAUAACAGACGAAGCAGAAUUUAUAGGCCGUGGAGACAUUACACCUAAACUCAUAAAGCGCAGAAGCAGGAGUAGAAGCGGGUCGAGGAUAACUCCUGGCGCGCUCAGCGUGUCGGAUGAGCAUUUCUACGAGGAUUUAGAAGAAUACGUGAAGGAGAUGGCAGGAGACGGGAAGAUGGCAGGAGAGGUGGACGUGUGGAGUCAGCUCCAGCAGAAGGAGUCUGACCUGCUGCUGGCCGCAGAGCUGGGGAAGGCGCUGCUGGACAAGAACGAGGAGCUGAAGAAGGAGCAGGAGCGCCUCACGGAGGAAUACUCCAAAAAAGUUGAGGAGUUGGAGCAGGAGAAGCACCUACUCCGGCGGCGGCUGGACACGGCUCAGGGCGAGUACGAGGCGAGGCUGCUGGAGCUGCACAAUGACAUCAAGCACCUCACCACCAGGAUCGACUCCAAGGAUAACUCUGUUAAACAGCGCGACGAGGAGAAAGCCGGGCUCAUCGCGGAGCUGACGGCACAGAACUCGCGGCUCACGACGCAGCUGCAGCAGUCCUCGGCCACCGAGGCCGCCCUGCUAGCGCAGCUGGAGGGGCUGAGAGACCAGUGUUCUAUGAGGAAGACCAGUUUACAGGACCACGUGUACAGCCUGGAGUCCCUGAAGGCGGAGCUGGCGCUGGUGAGCGACAAGAAAGCGGACCUGGAGCGGCGACUCACCACCAGCCUCAGCGACAAGGAACAGCUGAUGCAGCAGCUGGAUGAGGCUAAUGAUAGGCUGGCUGCGCUGGAGAGGCAACUGAAGGAGCAGGAGAUGCUCUACCACAACACACUGAAGGAGCUGGAGCGCCUGCAGCGGUCCCACGACACGCUGGCGGAGCGCCUCGGAGCGCCCGACGCCACCGACGCGCACGACGCCACCGCCAGAUCCCUCCACGCGGAGCUGGAGUCAGGUCCCGAAGACGAGGACGACGGCUGGCUGCGCGCCGAGGCCGUGCAGGUGUACCAGCAGCUGCGGGGACUCGCGUUGCAGCUCAACACCGGACAUGAUGAUGACUCAGGUCUCCACUCAGACCUAAGCCUGACCUCCCUGGACGGCGACGAACCCUGCCUGCGCCGCGGGGCCCUGCUCGCCGCCUGCCACGACGCGGUGGCAGCCCACGCCGCGUUGGAGGGCAGCCGCGUGCGGGAUUCUAUAGCGGCGCACGCGCGGCGCGCCAUGGAGAGGGAACGGCAGAUUGAUGAGAAGAAUGAGAUCAUUGCUGAGCUGUCUUCUAAGCUCUCAGUGGCAGAAGUGGAGCUCCAAGCGGCGCUGGACGAGCGCGCGCGUCUGCUGAACGAUGCCAACUACAGCAGUCUGCAGAACGACGAGGCUGUGACCCGCGCCCGGCAGGAGCGAGACGAGGCCAUGGAGAGGAAGAAGACUGCUGAGGUGGCGCUCGCGAAGACCCGCGUGGAGCUGAUGCAGGCGAACAGCCAGCUGUACGAGGCGGUGCGGCAGAAGGUGGACCUCGGGCAGCAGCUGGAGCAGUGGCAGAUGGACAUGCAGGAGCUGAUAGACGAGCAGAUGAAGCACAAGCUGACGACGCAGGAGAAGCGGCGGAAGCUGCCGGAGUCGCAGCCCGCCAAGACCCGCACCUCCAUGAUCCUCGGAUUUUUUCAGAGGUGAUCUGCUGUACCCAACGAUUGGCCCGAACCAAUGCCAUAGCGCCUAACAUAGCAACACUCGCCACCUUCACGUAUCUAUUUAUAAUAAAACAAUUCGACCAGUUAACUUUUACCGCCGCAUUCAGUCUUUUUCUCGUUUUAAAUUCGAAUUCAACGGCUAGAUUCGCGUCCGCCAUUUUGAUUUUGUGUUUGGAUGCGUUCACGCUCGCUCUGGUUUUUGGAUGCGUUCUUUUAAUUGUAAUCAAACCGUUUGAUGUGUACACGUUAGCAGUGAUAGUAAGUUUAGUUUUUAAAGUGUUGAUUUUAACUUUACACGUAUUUUUUUGUGAAAUUUGGAAUGUAUUUUUAUAGAAUGAUACUUUUAAGCACUCUUUUAGACAUUGUGAUGCAUUAAUUAAUUGUAAAAAUUCAAAAAUGUUGUUCUGGGCAUUGUAUUUUUGAUGUUACCAAUAGAUUG